AUGGAGACCGUGAUCCGCAAGGUGAUGCCGCUGCUUGGGGACACGGACGACGCGAGCAGGAGGCUGGGCGCUACUGAAGCUCUCUUCCGCAUCGUUGACGUCAUGGACAUGGCGGUGCUCCCCUUCGCUAUCUUCUUCGUCGUCCCCAUCCUCGGACGCAUGUCUGACCCUCACCCCGCUGUGAGGCAGACCGUCACCAAGUGCUUCGCCACGCUGCUGCGCCUCCUCCCUCUGGAAGCUGGCAUCCCUGACCCUGAAGGGCUGAGCCAGGACCUGAUCCUGGAGAAGCAGAAGGAGAGAAGGUUCCUCGAGCAGCUGCUGGACACUUCCAAGAUCGACAACUACGAGAUCCCCGUCAAGAUCGCGGCAGACCUCAGGAGGUACCAGCAGGAGGGCGUCAACUGGAUGGCCUUCCUGAUGAAGUACCAGCUGCACGGGAUCCUCUGCGAUGACAUGGGACUGGGCAAGACCCUCCAGACCAUCUGCAUCAUCUCCUCCGAUCACCAUAACAGGAGGAAGAAGUUCGCCGAGAACCGCGACCCAGGCAGCGCUCCCCUCCCUUCCCUCGUCGUCUGCCCUCCGACCCUCGUCGGCCACUGGGACUUUGAGAUCUCCAAGUUCCUGCCGGACCAGGCGCUGCAGUGCGUGCAGUUCGUGGGGUCCCCGAGCGAGCGGUCGGCGCUGCAGGAGACGAUCACGAAAGGAGGAGACAUCGUCGUCGUCACCUCCUACGAGACUCUCCGCAACGAGAUCGACUUCAUGGGCAAGUUGACCUUCAACUACUGCGUGCUCGACGAGGGGCACAUGAUCAAGAACGCCAAGUCCAAGACGACACAGGCGGUGAAGGCGGUUAGGGCCAACCAUCGCCUCAUCCUUUCCGGCACUCCCAUCCAGAACAACGUGCUCGAGCUCUGGAGCCUGUUCGAUUUCCUCAUGCCUGGAUUUCUGGGGUCCGAGAAGUACUUCAACCAGGCCUACUCGAAACCCAUCCGAGCCUCCCGCAACGCCAAGUGCAGCUCGCAGCAGUCUGAGGCCGGAGCUCUCGCGCUCGAGGCUCUUCAUCGUCAGGUGCUGCCGUUCAUGUUGCGGCGCACUAAGACGGAGGUGCUGUCGGACCUGCCGCCCAAGAUCAUCCAGGACUACUACUGCGACCUCUCGCCCCUCCAGCAGAAGCUCUACAACGACUUUGCUGCCAAGCAGAAGGCCAACGAGAUGGUGGCAACUGCGAUCAAGGGCGAGGGCGAGGAAGGGAAGAGUAAGGAGGGAGGAGGGGUCGCCAGUCACAUCUUUCAGGCUCUGCAGUACCUUCGCAAGCUGGCGAACCAUCCUAAGCUCGUGCUGGGCCCCUCGCACCCUGAGAUGGCCAGGGUGGCGCAAGAGCUCAAAUCAAAGAACAUGGACCUCUCAGAUAUCUCCCUCGCACCCAAGCUCGUUGCCUUGAAGGAGCUGCUUCAAGAGUGCGGCAUCGGCGCCGCGAGUGAGGACGAGGAAGGGGAUCUGAUGCAGCAGGAGGCGAACGAGGACUCGAGGCAUCGGGUCCUCAUCUUCGCUCAGAUGAAGACCAUGCUCGACAUCAUCGAGAACGAUCUCCUCAAGAAGCACCUCCCCUCCGUCACCUACCUCCGCAUGGACGGCUCGACGCCCAACAACGGUCGCUUCGAGAUCCAGCAGAAGUUUAACAGUGACCCAUCCAUCGACAUUCUCAUGCUCACGACACACGUCGGAGGCCUCGGGCUGAACCUCACGGGAGCAGACACCGUCAUCUUCGUCGAGCACGACUGGAACCCCACAAGAGACCUGCAGGCCAUGGACCGCGCGCAUCGCAUCGGGCAGAAGAAGGUUGUCAACGUGUACCGGCUCAUCACUCGCAACACGCUGGAGGAGAAGAUCAUGGGGCUGCAGCGGUUCAAGCUCUCCAUCGCCAACUCCGUCAUCAACGAGGAGAACGCCUCCCUCCGCAACAUGGACACUUCCCAGCUGCUUGACCUGUUCAGCCCAGCUGAAGGAGCCACCAUGAAGAAGGAAGCCGCGGGGAAGGAAGAGGAGAAGGCAGCAGGGACAGGCAAGCUGUCCCAGGUGCUCCAGAACUUGGAAGAACUCUGGGACGAAGCUCAGUACGAGGAAGCGUUCAACAUCGACAACUUCGUCUCGUCGUUGGGGAAGUAG
Messenger RNA from Guillardia theta CCMP2712, 2166 nucleotides. RefSeq lists its product as hypothetical. Lineage: Eukaryota; Cryptophyceae; Pyrenomonadales; Geminigeraceae. The coding region runs from base 1 to 2166 and encodes 721 amino acids. The record is from RefSeq and is a predicted model, not a curated record. The transcript is spliced from 2 exons. Gene Ontology annotation, molecular function: DNA binding; ATP hydrolysis activity; TBP-class protein binding.